This is a messenger RNA of Anopheles coustani, 2380 nucleotides long. RefSeq names its product transmembrane protein fend-like. The transcript is spliced from 5 exons. Bases 941 to 2038 code for a protein of 365 amino acids. NCBI's taxonomy places the organism in Eukaryota, Metazoa, Arthropoda, Insecta, Diptera, Culicidae. The record is from RefSeq and is a predicted model, not a curated record.
ACGAGCCGCGCGUGGCGUCCGUUUGCGUUAGGACGGUUUUAUCGUUAAGCUUUAGGCUAAAGACCGCAUUUUAAAGUGUACGUGAUCGUCGUGGAACUAUAUAGUUCUAAUGUAUAAUUAUGUGAUUAAUGUGCUCUCAUUGAAAAGACCAGAGACGCACGAAAGAACAUAAAAGUUACCAUGGUGAACAGUGUUUUCUAGUGCUGGAUUGAGGUUCAGAAUGGUGUUUGAUAGUUAGUGGAAUUCUUAAUUUUCUGCACAGUGUAAUUUUUCGGAAACAAAAUUGACAGUAAAGAACGAUUGUUGGAAACUGUUCCAACUCUGUGCAAAGGGCAAAGAAAACGAGAAAUUUCAUUAGGAACCGAUGUUGUGCGGAAACAAACAAUUAGUCUUUACUCCACCGCUGAUGCUUGCACAAUGGCACAAUGGCGCUCAAACGAGCCCUAUUUAAAACCUUCGACCAGCGAAGCCGAUGCCAAGGGUCAUCGAUCCUCUCGAUCAGCUGAUCGAUGAAGUUCCCUUUUUCGCUUAUCACUUUCACGGGGCAUUGUGUUUUGGCCGAAUUGACAGCUGGCGUUAGCAGCAAAAGUGUUUCUAACAACGAUCAUUAGGCGUUUGCUCCUAGUUCGCUUCGAAAAAAGUUGCAUUUUAUGAAAACACGUAAUCCAUCCGUGAAAGGCAGACUAAAAGUAUUUAUUUACGAGAUGGAAGACGAAACAAAUGCAAAGGCAGUUCCCCUGACAACCAUUUGCCGGAUUUUGCUGCUCUGAGGCCCAAACCUCAGGAGGAUGUGAGUGUUAGAAUGGAGUGUGUGCACGAAGGAAAGUUCUGAGCGAGUUCCAGUGCAGUUAGAAGGCAGUUGUUUGGGUAGGAGAAGUCCCCAGCGAACAGAUUCCUCGUGGAGGAGCGUGUUUUCGCUGCGAGCGAGAUAAACAAAGCGAUGGCGCCUGUACGAUGGCAUGCGGUUCGCUCGCCGCUACUGGUGAUGCUCCUGGCGACCGUGCUCGGUGGGUGCUGCGCGGCGGCGACAGUGGAGGUAGCUACAGACGUCGCUGGCGAUGGUCCGCCGGCGCAGUCCCGGACAGCUCAAAGUGACAGCAGGCCGCGGCAGUUGACAGAAGGCAGCAGCGCUGCCUCGCCCGGGACCCCGGCUGGGCCGGCUCCAGCUUCAACCCCGUCAAGCUCAAUCAACGCCACUAUCAACCGUUGUCGUGAAGGCUGCUUGGAGAAGCACUUCGUUCCCGACAUGCCGUGCAGCAAAACGAGGGCCUGCUCGACGUGUUGGAGUCGCUGCUCGAGCACCGCCGCUGAGCAAACGCUCGAUCGCAGUACGCCGGAAGGCUCGGGUCGGUGUCAACUGGAGCUCACCGUCCAGCGCAUGGUCCGCAAUGAGUCGCUGGUGGUGGCGGACAUCAGCUGGGCGGGCGGGAACCGUACGAAACUGCGGUUGUGCCCGUCCACUGGCGGUCAGUGUCUCGUCACGUGGGAGGUUUCCGGCGGCGGGCUGAUGGGCAACCUGCUAACCGAGUCCACCAGCGUCCAGCUGUCGCUCUGGUCCGACACCAACUACCGGAUUCAGGUGACCUGCCGUAGCAAGCACGCCAAUUCACCGCUCGUGCGCUCGGCACCACUCACCCUCAACACUUCCGGUGCCAUCAUGCUCCAGCAGAGGGUUCCUUUGAGCUCCACCUCGACCAACAAUCCGGUGGAGAUGGACCGCCGCGACGGUGAGCUCCCGUGGCCGAACGAAAUCGCCGAAGGAGACGACGACGAGGCGCUCGCCCGGGAGCUCGACAGCUCCGGCGAGGCGCCGGACACGCCAUCAGGCAAGCUGCACGCGUGGAUGGUCGCCCGCGACGGCGAGAACACACUGGCCAUCCUCGCCCUGUUCGUGGCCGUCCUGCUGGCCCUGCUCGCGCUCCUCACCAUCGCGGCCCUCGUACGGUGGCGACCCGGCUCCGGCGACUCCACCGACCACCUCGACAAGGACGUGCUGGUCGAGAACGAGCUGAUAGUGCACACCCGCUACGGCAGCUAAUUCGGUCCAGGUAAGCCACCAAAAAUCCAACCAGGUCCCCAGUUCCGGUCCGGUCACCGGAAGUGACCAAGGCUCUCGCUUCGCGCUUCACGUACGAUCCGUUUGCAACAGUCUUCUACUUAUUACACACCCAAACCCCCUACCAGAAGGGGGGUGCAGGGUGGUCCGUUCCAGCUAGGAAGGCGACGGGCCCAACCCCAGAAACCCACCCCCCAGGAGGGGGGGCCGCGAGAACGUUAGAAAACAUGGAUGAGAGAUGGGCGGGAGGAGCAACAUCUAAAAACAAAAUAUAAUUGAAUAAAAUUGUAAUAAAUUAUGUAAAUGAUUCAAUUGCGCUAAAUU